Messenger RNA from Chara braunii, 2865 nucleotides. NCBI's taxonomy places the organism in Eukaryota, Viridiplantae, Streptophyta, Charophyceae, Charales, Characeae. The record is from the annotation of a GenBank genome assembly.
GUGGUGGGGUCGUGCCCUCAACCGGGAAUGAGGGGGAGAUCCCUCACUCCGCAGGCCCGGCUGGCACAGGCAGCGCGAACGAGGAAUCAAGUCGAGGCCAGUACCAGCCAAGAGCCUCCAAGGGGGGAACACGAACCAGGGAGAAGGAAAGAGGUUGUGGAAGUAGAGGACGACGAUGAUGAAGAGGAAGAGGACGAGAGGCUGCACAGAGAAGAGGAUCAGAGAGCGGAGCAGUGGGCAAGGAAAAUGGGAACCAGGGGAGAGGCCAAACCGGUCAUACAUGGCGGACCGCCCAAAAAGAAGAAAUAUGCGGUCCGGUUGGAAGAGGGAUUUGAUGUAGAAAAGGUGAUUGACCGGCUGCUGGAAGGGCAUAAUGACCUCAUGAUCCUGAAGGAAAUCCUAGCGUCAGCCCCGCGACUCCGCGAUAGACUGAAGGGGAGGUUAUCACGGCCCCUGGUGUCUAAUGUCCAUCUGGGUACGAUCCUGCCCAAGGAGGCAGAGUGGGCAGAGUCAGGUACGAAGAUGGACUGGAAGUGCGUAGCCUGUGGUACGGUGGAUUUGAUGGUGAAGGGUUCCAAGUGCGUAGCAAUGGUGGACACCGGGGCAGAGAUGAACAUUAUUCGGGAGGCGGACGGGAUCAGAUUCGGGCUGGAUAUAAGCCGUUCUGACUGCGGUAUUCUGCAUGGAGCCAGCUGUAAGGCAAUGUUUUACGGGACAGCCUCGAAUGUGCUCGUCGAGGUUGGAAAGGUGAAGGCCGGGGCAUGUUUCUUCAUAAUGCCAGACGUGGACCAUGGAAUCCUCCUGGGGAGGUCAUUCCUAAGCAGGACAGAGACCGUGAUGUUCAACAAACAUGAUGGGACGUUGAUCCUCCUCUUAUGCGAUCCUGCCUGCGGAAAUUAUGAAAUAAUUACUUGCAGGAAUACCGGGCCAAGGAGUAUAAGGAACCGACCCAAUCCAGGAUCAUUCACAAUCGAGGAGUCGGAAGGGGAGCGCAGGAGGCUCUGGGCAGAGCCCGAAGCAGGAGAGAGGGUGAAAAUAUUUUUCCUCAGCCUGUCAGAUGUUGGGAAGGCCAUGGACCUGGUGGCCGCGCAUGAGAUGGCGGAUCCGGAUGCCAUCCAGGCCUUGAGGGAACAAGUUCUGGAAUGCCCUGAGGUAGGAAGGUUGGAACUGGUAUAUCGGCUCCCAGGCAGUAAAGGGAACCCCUCAUCAGCGCAAACACAAUCCGAAAGCCUAGAAAAGUCAGGCUCGUUGAACCCGACAGGGAAUGUGGACGAAAUACCCGAGAGUCAGGACGACGAGUUCGAGGAAGGGGAAAUUAAGGAAGCUUUUCGUGCAGAGGAGUACGACGGGAUCUACCUAAAGCUGGGGCUUCUUCUGUCAUGUGAAAUGCGGCUAAGAGAUGCGAGUGAUAGGGCUCAAAGGAUGCUGCAGCGCUACUUAGUGCGAGACGGUUACCUUUUCGUAAGAAGGGAAGUGGGGAAUCCCAGGAGAGUCGUCUGCGGUAGGAAUCGUCAGAUCGACGUCGUAGCAGUGCUUCACAAUGGUAUUGCAGGAGGACAUCGAGGGGUACAAGCCACGUAUGCCAAGAUAAGUGAGCUGUACUACUGGGAUGGGAUGAUGGAUAUGGUCGGAAAGUUCUGGCGAUCUUGCGUACCUUGCCAGGAAAGAUCCCAUUUAAAGCAAGGAGAGCCGCUGCAUCCCAGGCUAGAGCGAGAGGUGGGGGCUGUAGUGCAUCUCCAUCUACUUUUUAUGCCACUUGGGGAUCAAGGCUAUAACUAUAUCUUCGAUGCGCGCGAUAACCUGUCUGGGUUCGUAGACGGGCGUGCUAUUCGCACAAAGACCGGGUCAGUCCUGGUGAGCUGCAUCGAGGAGUACUACCUGCGUUAUCCUUUCGUCAGGGAAUUCGUAAUAGACAGGGGAUCAGAGUUUACCUGCCAGGAGGUGCAAGAACUGUUAUCAAGGUCUGACUUUACGAAGACAGCCAUGCCAAGAGGAGGGAAGGGGACACGGCUGCCUCAGAGGCCGUUGGGCGCAUCAGGAGGAUAUGAGCGGCAUGGGCCUCGCCAUCGAGAGAGUACUCCAGUCUAUAAUGAUGGGGACAUCGAGCUAUUCCUGCCGAUCCGCCUGGAGAUUGGAAAUGCGUCGGACUUCAUCCCCGCGUUUGAGUGGUUCAUGCAAGAGCAGGGCAUACAGAGAGAUGAUUGGAUGCAGACACUACCACUCUGGACCAGGAAGGCGGAAAGGUCACUGGUUAUGCAGAUCAGAGACAUGGCACGAGAUUGGGAGAGCUGCAGGGCACAUUUGAGAGAGGCCUUUCGACGGCUAGAGCUCCCUCAGCCCAGAGUCGAGAGGCGGCAGAGGAGUCAGAGGCUGAGGGACCCUGAGCCCAGGGAGGCGAGACCAUCUCGAGGAGAACGGAAGGCCCUAGCCAGGAGAGAGCAGGAGCCAGAGGAUAAGGAGCGAGGGGCAUACCCUGAGUGUGGGUCGGGGCCAGUGGAGUUCCAUUGUUUUACUGAGGGUGGAUUGAGCAGGUCGCCAGCACACACCCAGGGGGAGCCACCAGCGUCAGAGGGGCCCUUGAGGGAAUUGGAGAUGCAUUUAGAUAUUUCUCGGUGGAGGGCGUCACUUCAGGGUGAGGGGCAUGGAGAGCAGGCAGAGGAGGUGUCACGAGAGGAGGUGCCACGGGAGGAGGUGCCACAGGGGGAGAUACCACAAGAGGAGAUGCCACGGGAGGAGGUACCAUAGGAAGAGGUCCGGGGUACUCAGCGAGAGAGAGGGCUGGGCAAUGAGGGGAGACGUGCAGGGAAGGAAGUGAUAGAGGUUAGAGAGGACACGCCCCCACAGACGCCAGCAGUGGGUUUGAGA